AACGCAAAGCGGCGAACUCAUGAUUACCAUCUCUGUCAAUGCCAGAGCUUGUAGUGCGCACCAGAGGUCUUCCCUCGUUAAAACGGUGCAUGCCGAUGAACUGGCGAUGAUGAACGCGGUGCUACUGAUUGCGAAAGAGUUGAGGUCGGCGCUAGUCAGCAAGACCCAUGUCUUCUCUGUGGCGCGUUCCGCCGCAGCUUGGCAGAGGGCCGUGCGUAAGAUUUUAUUCGAUUGUCCUUGGAACCUCAUGAACAAUUAUUGCGAAAGACCAGAUACCCGCUUCAGCAGCAAGCACACCACGCAUUUCCCCCAAAAUGGCCGCAGUAUACAAGUCGCUUUCCUCCGGAGGUCACGAGAAGGAGUCCGAGGGCAAGAAGAACAAGCAGAGGGUGCUCGUUCUUAGUUCAAGAGGUGUAACCUACCGACAUCGCCAUUUGCUACAGGACCUUUACUCUCUUAUGCCCCACAGCCGCAAGGAAGCAAAGCUCGAUACCAAGACCAAGCUCUACCAAUUGAACGAAUUGGCCGAACUGUACAACUGCAACAAUGUCCUCUUUUUCGAAGCACGUAAAGGAAAGGAUCUCUAUUGCUGGAUGGCAAAGGCUCCCAACGGCCCUACCGUGAAGAUGCACCUCCAGAACUUGCACACCAUGGAGGAACUCAACUUCAUUGGCAACUGUUUGAAGGGAUCAAGACCGAUCCUCUCCUUCGACGCCGCAUUCGAAAAGCAAGCCCACCUCCGCCUCAUGAAGGAGCUCUUCACCCAGAUCUUCGGCGUCCCCAAGACCUCCCGGAAAACGAAGCCUUUCGUCGACCACGUCAUGUCCUUCACCGUAACCAACAACAAAGUCUGGAUCCGCCUCUACCAAAUCAAUGAAUCCGAGAUCUCCAAGAAAAAGCCCACCUCCUCCGAAGACGCCCCCACCCCCGCGAAAAAGACCACCUCCACAGGCGCCCCCGCCUUCGACGUCAACCUCGUCGAGAUCGGCCCGCGCUUCGUCCUGACGCCCAUCGUCAUCCAGGAGUCCAGCUUCGGCGGGCCCAUCAUCUACGAGAACAAGGAGUUCGUGUCGCCGAACCAGAUCCGGUCCGACAUCCGAAAGGCGAAGGCGGGCCGCUUCAACAGGCGGAGCGAGGCGCAGUUCCAGAGUAAGGUUAAGAGGGGGGAGUUGGGGCUCGCGAGCCAUGGUGGCAAGAAGAAGGAGAAGGAUCCGCUCAGUAAUGAGGUGUUGUUUGCGUAGAUGGGGGAGAGGACAAGGAGGGCGAAGGACGGUGCAUCAUGGUUAUUGAAGGCACCAACGGCAAUCCCCGUUACCACAUUAAGUUUCAGGUCAGGAGGCUGUCAGGUCGUCGGGACUUUGUAAGAACAAAAGUUAUCCUCACGCAGAGGGAUUGAGGGACCCAAGCAAUUCAAGGCGUUAUCACGUUCCGUCACGUUUUACAUUUAUGUUUGGGAGAAAUAAAUAGAAUCUAAAAUCCCA
Messenger RNA from Aaosphaeria arxii CBS 175.79, 1481 nucleotides. RefSeq names its product ribosome biogenesis protein-like protein Brx1. The record is from RefSeq and is a predicted model, not a curated record. Gene Ontology annotation, molecular function: rRNA binding. Gene Ontology annotation, biological process: ribosomal large subunit assembly; rRNA processing. The transcript is spliced from 9 exons. Lineage: Eukaryota; Fungi; Ascomycota; Dothideomycetes; Pleosporales. Gene Ontology annotation, cellular component: nucleolus. The coding region runs from base 315 to 1241 and encodes 308 amino acids.